AUGACUAAACGUGGAUUCUACGAGGAUGAUGAUCUUGUUGUAAACAAGCCAGGUUUCAAUGCUGAAAUAACAAAAGAAUUGAAAGAACAAGAAUCUUCACAUGGGAAUGUUUCCUUCAUUCAAGGUAUGAGCAUUAGAACAACUCCAAUUUUGGAAGAAUAUACCAACAUUGCUAGACAUUAUUUACAUGAAAAAUGGUCUUAUUAUGGUGCUGAGUUAGAAACCCAAAAGUCUGCCUUGUCCAAUGAAGUGACUUCUGUCAAACAAGAGAUUCGUUCCGUUGUAAGGGAACCAGUGUUACCUAAUUUGAUUUAUGUUUUAACUGCUACCCUUUCUGGUUCUAUUCUAGUAAAUAGAAGAGCCUUACCAGUCAGAUUCAUAACCCCUCUUUUAUUUGGUGGAGCUUCUUUAUCCUACUUUAUGCCAAAGACAUUUUCCGAAAUUUCAUCAUGUAUUGAUUCAUAUGAAGCAAAGCAUCUUCCAGAAGUUCGUUCCUUGCAAACUGAUCUUAAGAAACAAUACCAAGAGGCAGAAAGGGCCACUGAUCAACAACUUGAUUGUGCAAAGAAAACACUCACCUCUGCUGUGCAUGAUGCAAGAGUGUUUGUUGCCCAAUUAUUAUCUGAACCUAAAAAGUAA
Messenger RNA from [Candida] anglica, 639 nucleotides. Lineage: Eukaryota; Fungi; Ascomycota; Pichiomycetes; Serinales; Debaryomycetaceae. The record is from the annotation of a GenBank genome assembly.